AGCCAGAACAGAAGUCACCAUGAACGCAUCUCGCUAUUCGUUUUCCAGCUCGUCCUUGACCUCCACGCCCAUACUGACAGGCUCCAGGCGGGGCACGAGCGUCUAUGCCGGCGCAGGUGGGAAAAAUGUCAGGAUAUCCUACCCCACCAACAGCCUUGGCGGUGGCUUUGACCUGGCAGGGGCGCUCGGGGGUGGCGGAGGUGCCGGGGGCAGCAUCGGCAUUUCAGGCAGCGAGAAAGUGACCAUGCAGAACCUCAAUGACCGCCUGGCCGCUUACCUGGAGAAGGUGCGCUCCCUGGAGUCUGCCAAUGCCAAGCUGGAGCGUCAGAUCCGGGAGUGGUAUGAGAAGCAGACCCCCGACGUCCGGGACUACAGCAAGUAUGAGGCCAUCAUCGAGGACCUGCGCAGAAAGAUCAGCGCUGCCACACAGGACAACGCCAGGCUGAUGCUGCAGAUCGACAAUGCCAGACUGGCAGCAGAGGACUUCAGAAUCAAGUUUGAGAAUGAGCUGGCCGUGCGCAUGUCAGUGGAGACGGACAUUGCUGGACUGCGCAAGGUUCUGGAUGAACUGACAAUGGCCCGCUCUGACCUGGAGAUGCAGGUGGAGGGCCUGAAGGAGGAGCUGGUCUACCUGAAGAAGAACCAUGCAGAGGAGAUGGCGGCCCUUCGUGGCCAAGUUACUGCCAGCUCUGUGAAAGUGGAGGUGGAUGCCAAGCCUCAGGCAGAUAUGUCCGAGGUCCUGGAUACGCUCAGACAGCAGUACGAGGGCAUUGCUGAGAAGAACCGCCGUGAUAUGGAGUCCUGGUACAAGGUCAAGUUUGAGGAGCUGAACAAGCAGGUGGCUUCCAGCACUGAGAGCCUCCAGACCUCCCAAACUGAGAUCAACGAUCUCAAGAGAACCCUGCAGUCCCUGCAGAUUGAGCUGCAGUCCCAGCUCAGCCUGAAAGCUGCCUUGGAGGGCCAGCUUGGAGAGACAGAGUCCCGCUACAGCCUGCAGCUGAGCCAGCUCCAGGCCAUGGUCAAUGCCCUGGAGGAGGAGCUCAAACAGGUGAGGGCUGACAUCGAGAGGCAGUCCACCGACUACCAGGUGCUGCUCGAUAUCAAGACCAGGCUGGAGAUGGAGAUCGCAGAGUACAGACGACUGCUGGAUGGAGAAGAUGUGAAUAAAUCUGUUGUCACCACCAUAGUCAAGGAAGAAGUCAAACCUAAACCAGUCAUAACCCAGAGGACGAAAGUGGUGGUUGAGGAGAUCAUUGAUGGAAGAGUGGUGUCCCGCACGGAGGAUGUGGGCACAGAGAUCAUCAAGAGCUAGACAGACUGCAUCCCAACGGAUCUGGGUCAAAUGAUAAAUUAAGUAGGGAAGAAAUUGGCUUCGAGAGGCCAAAACUAACCAGGAAAAUGUGUUGUUAUUUCACCCAGGUCUGAAAUCCAGCAACAUAUUUCUCCCCCCAGAUAUUUUCUGCAGUGUUGAUAUUUUUAUUUACAGUCAGAAUAUGUGUAAAAUAAGCAAACCAAUGUGUUAAAAUGUUGGAGCACUGGAUUAUAAACUGUGCCUUUGUUUUAUAUCACUGAAAACUGUGCAGACUGUCAUCUAACCUCCCGAAAUACCAAAUUCACUCAGUAGUAGGCAGUGUCAGCCCCCGAAAAGAAAUACACAUGUAGAAGUGAGACCAUUUCUUCUAAAUGAUAAUAAUAUCUCAUUUUGUAUUAUUUUUAUGAGGCAGAAUGAUAAUCUAAACAUAGUUGUGCAUUUUGGGUCAUGUGAAAUACUGUUGUUUAAUUAAAUGUUUGGAAUUAGACCACUGUCAGGUUGAUUUCCAGUUUCUGUGAUGUCUUUGAAUUAAACCACACUUCCCAUAAAUCUUAUGUAGAUCUGUAUGAAAGGGAUCUUUCCAUCUUUGAGUGUUUUCCUGAAGAGAAUAAACAUCUGCCCUCCA
Molecule: messenger RNA, 1937 nt
Organism: Epinephelus fuscoguttatus (brown-marbled grouper)
Lineage: Eukaryota; Metazoa; Chordata; Actinopteri; Perciformes; Serranidae
Product: keratin, type I cytoskeletal 13-like
Exons: 8
Coding region: 20-1312 (430 amino acids)
Molecular function (GO): structural molecule activity
Source: RefSeq, a predicted model, not a curated record